This is a messenger RNA of Naegleria gruberi, 873 nucleotides long. RefSeq lists its product as uncharacterized. The transcript has a single exon. The coding region runs from base 1 to 873 and encodes 290 amino acids. NCBI's taxonomy places the organism in Eukaryota, Heterolobosea, Eutetramitea, Acrasida, Naegleriidae. The record is from RefSeq and is a predicted model, not a curated record.
AUGCCUGUUAAUACUUCAACAUGGGCAGGAAGGAUUAUUGAAAUUGGUACUGGGCAGCAUACAGACACAGGCUCUGUUUACAGCUUUGGAUCGAACAACAAUAACGAGCUCUGUUUGGGUAGUAGGUAUGAAGGACUUAGCACUGUUUCAACUCCCACCCAAAUAAGCUUCACCUAUGCAUACCCAAUACAACACAUGAGUAUUGGUACAUACUCAAAGUUCCUUGCCUCAGAUGGAUCAAUUCAAGUUUGUGGUGAAAUAGGUGGUACUAUUGGAGAUUUCAAUAUCACAACAACAGAACAACUAUAUUAUGAUCUUUCUAAUUACAAUUGUAGUGAAGAUUAUGUUGAAUGUGAUAACACCACCAUGUCAGUAUUAAGUUAUGACCUCUUUAAUAACCAAACAAACAUUACAAAGAGAAUGUGUUGUAAUGCUACUAUGAUUGAAACUCUACAAGAAAAGUUAUACAUUAAUCAUACUGUGACCACUUACAAUAUUUCCUUAUCUUCACCCCAAAUAGUCAAUUCCUGGAAGAAGGUUGCAUCCAAGAUCUAUGUUUCAAAAUUUAACAAAUUUUCCUCUGUUAUUGAUACAAGCGGGAAUUUAUAUUGGAUGGGAUAUGUUUUUUCUGGUGAUGAAUCUGUGUUGUCUUUAAAUUACACUUUAACCAAAGUUACUGGCAUAGGAUCAAAUGUUGUUGAAAAGGUAGCUAUUGGAUCUUCCAGCUUACUGUUGAAGGUUGAUAAGGGUAUCUACACUGUGGGGGAGAAUUCAUUUGGUCAACUAAAUUCCACACUAAGAAGAACUGCUGUACCAAUACUUGUCACAGCAGAUGAUUUAUCUGGAGAUCCUGAUGAUAUUGCUUGGAAAUGA